Messenger RNA from Trametes versicolor FP-101664 SS1, 1575 nucleotides. RefSeq lists its product as uncharacterized. The transcript is spliced from 3 exons. Gene Ontology annotation, cellular component: Golgi apparatus. Gene Ontology annotation, molecular function: O-acetyltransferase activity. The coding region runs from base 1 to 1392 and encodes 463 amino acids. The record is from RefSeq and is a predicted model, not a curated record. NCBI's taxonomy places the organism in Eukaryota, Fungi, Basidiomycota, Agaricomycetes, Polyporales, Polyporaceae.
AUGGCCAGUCUCUUCAAGAGCGACAACAUAUCCUACCGGCCACUCCUCUCUACCCCGCGCUCUCUACCGGCCAAGGUCCUCUGUGUUGUCGCCAUUUUCUACGUAAUCUAUGCCGCACACUCCUUGCUAUCCUCAUCCUCGAACUUCUUCUCGUUCUCCGUGAGCCGACCACGGAGCAUCUGCACACCACAAGCAUGGGCCUCCGGCCAAUGGGUCCCAAAAAUACCACCCACCAUGCGGACAAAUUUUACCAAGUCGGAGGAUGUGUACGAGUUCCUCGGCUUCCAGGGUUGUGCCAGCAACCGUGAAGUAUACUGGCAUCUUGCUGCCGACAACGAGCGGUUAUUUGACCGCUUCCCUGCGGUCGCAUCGUGGAGGUGGUCACCACCAGCAGAACAAUGCGAGGUGCGCGACCUCGACCCGACUGUGCUCGUGCGCGACCUGGUCGAGCAGGGUGGCUGGCUUCUCAUUGGAGAUUCCGUGACUGAGAACCACUUCUUCUCGCUUUCGUGCCUGCUCUACCCGCACGUGCGCGCGACGCCGGACUACGUCGCGAACCCGUACUUCGACCGCGGUUGGCCGCAGAACCUCUACCUCGACCCCGCCUCGCCGCUCAUCUCCAAGAUCAAGUUCCCCGACGGGUUCGACAUCGAGACGACCCCGCUCGUGACCUUCCGCCGCAUCGACCUGCUCUUCGAGCCGUCCGCGCUCGACGCGCUCUACAAGCAGCUGCACCCGGACUCCGCGCUCGCCACACAGGGCGGGAACCUCUUCAGCGACGAGGCGACGUGGAACCUCGCGCCGGCCGAGUACGUGAAGAUCUUCACCGCGCCGCUCCCGCGCGGGAACUACGCGACGAUGGUCGUGAGCACGGGCGGGCACUGGACGACGACGCUCUUCGCGGGGCUCAAGGACGCGCAGCUGCCGAAGGACGGGAUCGAGAACGUCGUGAGCUUCUUCGGGGAGGCGAUGGACGCGUGGGCGGGCGAGGUGCAGGCGCUGCUGUACGCGGCGGAGAAGGAGGAGCGCGCGAUGCGGAGCUUCCACAGGAAGGGCCGCCCGCCGCGCCAGGUCGUCGCGCGUGCGUACCUGCCUGGGCACGAGGACUGCCACGACCACCGCGUGCCGGACAAGGAGUACAAGCCCGGGCGCUGGGGCUGGUACAACUGGAACCAGAUCGGGGACCUCAACAACAAGUUCGAGGCGGUGCUCCAAGGGAACAAGUACCCCGACAUCCAUUUCUUGCCGAUCGACCGCCCCGCGCUGCUCAGGCCGGAUGCGCACUCGGCGGGCGACUGUCUACACAUCAUGACCGGCGCGGGCGUGCUCGAGGGCUGGACGCAGUAUAUCUGGCACUACGUCACCGUCGAGCUGCCCUCGCGCAUGCGGUAACGCCAGCUUCUCCGUUGCGUGCUAGAAGACCGUGCUCGGUUAUAGAUGCCCCAGUCCCGCGCAUCGGCCCGCAGGGGACGACGCGGGGGACGGUAGCUCUUCAGAAUUCGUACAUCUACGUUUCACCUCAUUGGAUGAUAUAUUCGUUCCCGCUCUUUCGCCCCCACCCACCCCACAUACGAG